AAAUGCGUUUUGCGUCAUUUGAAGCUUCUAUGAAAUAUCAUGAAUCUCAUACCCCACUCUCAUUCUUUGAUGAUUCCAACCUAUAUACCUCGUUUCCAUUGUCUGUGUGUUAAAUUCCCUUUCCUCGAUUUCGCUGUAGACGCUUUAAACCCUCAAACCAGGGUUUAAACUUUCCAUUUUAGCACACUAUCUCUCCAGCACAUGGCCGAAUGGAUUUGCAGGACGCUGCGAGACGGCGGCUUAGAAGGGGAGCAUGCCCCCGCUCUCACCAUCAACGACUCAAUCACCUGCUCCUUAGGUUCCUUUGUCUUCGAUCACAUCCUCUCUCAGCUUUCCUCCUUCAUUCACUCCCAAAAAUCUCAAUCAAGUGGCAUUGUGUUGGUUGCAUUUUCGCGGAGUCCUUUGUACUAUGAACAAUUGCUGAAGAGCAAAGGAUACAAUGUCUCUGCAAGUACAUGGUUUAUGAUUUUGGACUGUUAUACGGAUCCUUUGGGUUGGAAGAGUAAGCUCGCGAAUAGUGGGAGAAUUGCCAACGACUCUCUUGGAUCUUCCGUGACAGUUAAAUUGUGUAAAAAUGUUAAGGACUUGGAUGAGUUAUUGUCAUUGGUUCUAAAUCGAGGAAAAGAAUUGUCGUUAGAUGGGAAAGGAAGGUUCAUGGUUGCCAUAGAUUCGGUUAGUGAGAUGCUAAGACAUGCAUCAGUUUCGUCAGUUGCGUCACUCUUAAGCGAACUUAGGAGUCAUGGCCAAGUUUCUAGCUUAUUCUGGUUAAUACAUUCGGAUCUUCAUGAGACCCGGGCUACUGCUGCUCUUGAGUAUAUAUCGUCUAUGAAGGCUACUGUAGCGGUUCAACCAAUGGAUGGACUGAGGGGAAAUUCUGCGAGCCUCUCCUUGAUGGAAAAUAACUUGAAAAGAGGAAAAUUCAGUGUGCACGUUAAACGUCGAAAUGGGCGUGUUAAAACUAUGGUUGAAGAGCUCUAUGUUGAGAAUUCAACUGUCAAUUUUACACCCUUUUCUACAGAAGGCGAAGUAAUUUCUCAAAGCCUUGUGCCUAAGGUCCAGUUCAAUUUACAGUUGUCUGAAAAGGAGCGAAAUGACCGAGCAAAAGUGGUCCUUCCAUUUGAGCACCAAGGCGAUGGCAAAAACAUUCAAAUAUAUGAUGGUAGGAAAUCUCUCAAUGAGAGCAAAGGUGACAGUGAACAAACUUGUUUUGAGAAGGAAGAUUCUGGCAGGGGGGAGAUAAUCUAUUUUCGUGAUUCAGACGACGAGAUGCCUGAUUCAGAUGAGGACCCUGAUGAUGAUUUGGAUAUAUAAUUCAGACUAGGAUAACUAGAGCCUUAAAUUCAUGAUUUGGAUAUAUAAUUCAGAUUAGGAUAAACUAGAGCCUUAAAUUGUGUGUUUUCUUCUUAUGGUGAUAUUUGAAAUCGUACUGGUUGCAGAUGCUGUAUUAGUCUAUCCACUCUUGACAUUGAAUAAUACUCCUAUAUUUAAGAUUCGAAUGCUUCUCUGUUUCGAAAAAUCCAAUCUGGAAAUAAUAUUAUGUUUGUUCCA
Salvia hispanica is the source of this 1548-nucleotide messenger RNA. Its product is annotated as elongator complex protein. NCBI's taxonomy places the organism in Eukaryota, Viridiplantae, Streptophyta, Magnoliopsida, Lamiales, Lamiaceae. Gene Ontology annotation, molecular function: tRNA binding. Gene Ontology annotation, cellular component: nucleus; elongator holoenzyme complex; cytosol. The record is from RefSeq and is a predicted model, not a curated record. Gene Ontology annotation, biological process: tRNA wobble uridine modification.